AUGUCCAAGAUGCACACCCAUCUACAGCACCUGGUCGUGAAAUGUUCCAAUAAUACGGGAGGUAUGAACGUACAGCCGGCCAAACUGGAAGUUGAUGGUGAACCCAUUUUCCUGAAACGACAUGUAAUUCCCUACGGCCAACGUGAUGGUGUACUGCAGGUCCUUGAGAAAAUGGAGCGCGAUGGCAUAAUCACACGAGUCACAUCCAGUACGUGGGUAACGCCAAUCGUGAUCGCGAUCAAAAGUGACGGCAAAACACCGCGAAUUUGUGGCGAUUACCGAUUAACACUCAACCCGCGGUUGCGAAAGUGUGCGGCUACCACCACGGAACCGGAGGAUUUCAUAAAAGCUAUUCAGGUGAAAUACUGUUACUUCUUUCACCAAUAUUACCAUUGGUAA
Molecule: messenger RNA, 399 nt
Organism: Echinostoma caproni
Lineage: Eukaryota; Metazoa; Platyhelminthes; Trematoda; Plagiorchiida; Echinostomatidae
Source: the annotation of a GenBank genome assembly